UGUCUGCAUAAAGUUGGCUUCGCUCGAGGUGCAGAUACUGUAAACACAGACAACAUUAUCAUGGCUUCCACUCUUCCACCCUACUUGUAGCAACUCGCUUUUACGGGCACAACCGCUCACCAAGCCAAGCGUCUAUUGGUCAAUUGUUUACAAGCAACCUUGUGAUUGGCCAAGAUGUGGUGUCGUCACAGUAACCCGGAACACAAUGCACUCACGAUGAAAAUUGUGUAAGUGACCCCUCUUGUCUGCUUAAAGAGAAAUUUUUGAAUGUAGCAAAUUGUACUAAAGUAGUGUUUUGUUUUUUUAACCAAGUGUACAGGUAUUUUAAUAGUUUUCAAUCAUGCCGACGUCUCCUGUUAAAACGCGAAUCCCGCUCACUAGUUUCGGCCACUUGAUAACAGAGGUGAAGAGGCAGCUGUUUGCCAUCGAGCCGCCAGCGUCGGUGGAGCUGACCGGUUUGAGAAAGUACUUUAACAGCUACUCACUGCAGGGGCGCAGAAAUUGCGUCUUGGCUACUUACGGCAUCAUGCUGGUAACAGCGACGGCCUUUUUCAUGCACAGACAAAACAAAAAAGAAGCUCCGAAGGACUGCACUGCCUGAGGGGGGGAAAAAAAAAAAGCAUAAUGAAGUUUGUGUACCAUUAUUUAUGAUGUGAGGAUAUUAUGUGACAUAAAUAAAAGUG
Phycodurus eques (leafy seadragon) is the source of this 683-nucleotide messenger RNA. RefSeq names its product ATP synthase membrane subunit K, mitochondrial-like. The transcript has 4 exons. Bases 341 to 601 code for a protein of 86 amino acids. The record is from RefSeq and is a predicted model, not a curated record. NCBI's taxonomy places the organism in Eukaryota, Metazoa, Chordata, Actinopteri, Syngnathiformes, Syngnathidae.